GCUCCAUCACACGUGAGAUAUUGUUUCAGCUCAUGACUCUCGCUCGCGAUACGUCCUUUCCGGAUGCUCAGAUCCGGGCUAUCUGCGAUACUGUGACGCAGGACAAUGUCAACGACUUCAUCGAGCUUUUGCGCCGUCUUCACGCCAGCCAGGAGACUUCGCUGGUCUUGGCCACUGCUGCUUCACCUGUCCAAUCCAUCUCCAGCUUUGAGAGCAGGGCUCAAGCUCGGCUGGUCAAGAGAACAUCCUCCGAGCCUGGUGCUGUACUGUGCGCCGACACGUUCUACAGGCUGUGCAAGGACGACCAGAACAAGCCACAACGCCUGAGCCUAUUUUGUCCGUUCACUUUGGUCUUCCGCAAGUGUUCCCACGGUGGUGGAUGUCAGCUAGAGCAUAUUUGCUGGUGCAAGCGUCCAGCCUCUUGCAAGUUCUCGCACAAGUUUGCUCCUACAUGCGACUCGGUCCUCGACGGAACCCGCUGCUCAAAAACCAGAAGGCUUGUCAACAACAACAAGAAGAGAGCAUGUGCACGCAAUCACGACUACAAGGUUCGACUGUUCAUGGGCGCCGUGCGUGUAUCUCACGAGCUCGGCUUCUACGGCGUUGACAAUAACCAUAUCGACCGCAGUGUCACUCCUGUCAACGAGCUCGGCAAUGCUGUCCAAAGCUCUUGGAUGGCGUCUGAUGUCGAGCGGACCCUCAGUGGUUCGAAGACACCGUGCCUGCAACUGGAGUUGAGGAAAGCAAAACUCAUGACGGCACCGGCACCGUGGCUACAAGAAAUAUUGUGGAAGGUGAUACGGUCCUUGACACCGAUCUCAUGUGGUUCUCUUGAUGCUGUCUCGCUUCCACAAGGGGGAGCAGAUGAGGCCUUCUUGUUUGCCAGUCGCUGUCCCUUCCACUUUGCUCCUUCCACGAUCCAUGGCGGCUUCUCGUUGUCGGCAGACCCAAUGAUACCCAGACCAGAGCUGCGGCCAAAGAGAGCAUGCCGAGUUGCAACCUCUUGGAUACUGCCCUGCUUC
This is a messenger RNA of Aureobasidium vineae, 1022 nucleotides long. The record is from the annotation of a GenBank genome assembly. Lineage: Eukaryota; Fungi; Ascomycota; Dothideomycetes; Dothideales; Saccotheciaceae.